UUGAUAAAUUAACCGAUAGUUUAAUUCGAGAUCGUAUUGUCAUGGGAAUCACAGACAGAAAUUUGAAAGACACUCUCCUAAGAAUACCAAAGUUAGAUCUACAAACAGCAAUAAAUACGUGCAAAGCAGCAGAGCAAUCACAAAAUCAAUUGGAAAAAAUCUGUUCAUCCCAGGAAUUGAAUGAAAUGUCCAGAAGAAAAUUUAAGAUGAAUAGAAUUCAACAAACUGAAAACUAUAAAAGGCCAACAACAUCAAGACCACAAGAGCAUCCAAUUCAAUCGUAUCAACAAAAUCAUGCAGGUCAGAAGAAACUAUCAAUCAACAAGAACCAACUUCAAUUUCAUCGCCAAUGUCAACGAUGUGGUCUACAACAUCAACGUGGGAAAUGUCCAGCAUAUAAAGCUAAGUGUAACAAGUGUCAUAAACUAAAUCAUUUUUCGAAAAUGUGUAAAUCUAAAAAUAUCAGUCUUUUAGAGAACAAUACUCCAGAAGAUGAAUUUUUUCUAGGUUCUUUAGAAAUAUCUCAUAUUGCAGAUGAAACUGAGUGGUAUCGGAUGUUUGAAAGAUGAGUAUCACAUAGACGUUGACCCAAAUAUAACUCCAAUAAUUCAACCACCGCGAAAAAUUCCAUUCAAUCUUCACGAAAAACUGAAACAAAAACUUCAAGACUUAGAAGACGAAAAUAUUAUAGAGAAAUUAUCGGA
Molecule: messenger RNA, 704 nt
Organism: Coccinella septempunctata (seven-spotted ladybird)
Lineage: Eukaryota; Metazoa; Arthropoda; Insecta; Coleoptera; Coccinellidae
Exons: 2
Coding region: 42-569 (175 amino acids)
Source: RefSeq, a predicted model, not a curated record